Messenger RNA from Orcinus orca (killer whale), 10867 nucleotides. It is a transcript of the gene STOX2, whose product is annotated as storkhead box 2. Gene Ontology annotation, cellular component: nucleus; cytoplasm. The record is from RefSeq and is a predicted model, not a curated record. The transcript is spliced from 4 exons. Gene Ontology annotation, molecular function: DNA-binding transcription activator activity, RNA polymerase II-specific; RNA polymerase II transcription regulatory region sequence-specific DNA binding. Gene Ontology annotation, biological process: positive regulation of transcription by RNA polymerase II. Lineage: Eukaryota; Metazoa; Chordata; Mammalia; Artiodactyla; Delphinidae. The coding region runs from base 4581 to 7220 and encodes 879 amino acids.
AAAGUCCUACUAUAUAGCACACGAACUAUAGUCAGUAUCCUGUGAUAAACCAUGAUGGAAAAGAAUAUAAAAAAGAAUGUCUCUAUGUGUAUAACUGAGUCACUUUGCUGCACAGCAGAGAUUGGUACAGCAUUGUAAAUCAACUCUACUUCAAUUAAAAAAAAGAAUUCAUCUGUAAACAAUAGAGCAUGCAAAAAUCCUUCUCUCCAUGGAGCUCACGUUCUAACUGGUGGUAUGCCCUUUCCCUGUUGUCCAGAUGCUAGGACGAGCUUGUCCUGCCUGGAAGCCGUUCCUGACUGCUUCAGCACAGGUUCUUUCUCCUGCAUUUUUAGAGGCACCUGUUACCUGUUCCUCCCUUUUGACAGACAUUGUCUUGUAUUCUUGGUGCUCUUUAUGUGUGAAUAUCUUAUCUCCUCGAGUUCAUUAGAAGCUUCUUGAGAGAGGAGACCAUGUCAUUUGUUCAUGAAAAGGUUUGUGUACCCACGUAUAUACCCUGCCUUGUGUACACUGUCUUAAAUGUUUGCAGUUAGGCCCCUAAUAAAUAUCUUUCAUUGAUUUGAGGGCAUUUUGUGGCUCUCCGUUUUAUCAAGUACGGUCACCCUAAGACCGUGCUAUACCGUUAGGCAUCAAAGCGUUCUUUAAAGAUCCUGCGUGACUGUGUCACUACUGGUGCUGCUACUUAACCCUCUGCUGAGGAACCAGCCACAUGCCGAGCGCAGCCUCUGCCUACACCUCAUCAGCUGAGGAGAUCACCUCUGCGAUAUUCUAUCUGAGGUUCGCAAGUCUUGACUGUAACACUGAUUCUGUUACUCAGAGGAGCAGAAGGUACCAGGCGGAGGAGAAGGCCUGCUAAUUACGUCUGUAGUUGAUUCUUGUGUGCACCUCUCCAUCAGAGACUGGCAUCUAAGACAUCAGAGUGCCUUGAUUUCUUGCCUUUAUUUCUGAGUUGAGGCUAAUGAGUGUCCAUCGUAAAACUCAUCUCCGUAUUAGUAGGACUGCAAAAGGAGGUUAUGGCUUUGGCGGGUCAGUUGCACCCCUUUGCAUGGCCAUUCGAUGACAGUCAGUGGCUGAGGCUGGAACACACUCCGUCAGGGGCUAGAGAACUGAGCAAAGGCGCCUGCUCCCAGCCUGGGAGCCUCACCUUACUGGCCUCAUGUGCUGACAAAGGGAAUUGGCUUCCAUUUAAAGGUAAAAGUUGAGGGAUGGAGUUCUGGGUUUUUUUAAAUUUUGUUUCCAGUGGCUGUAGUCGACAGGCAGACCUCUGAGGCCUCCUGCCCCAGGUUCAAAUCUUGCCUCUGCCACUUAACCAGCUGUGGAAGCUUGAGGAGGGCAAUUAAUUUCUUUUUAAAACGGUGCUAGUAACAGUACUUACCUUAGUGGGUCCUUAUAAAGCUUGGAUGAGUUUUUAUAUGCGGGCAUAGUAGGCCCACAUAGAGAUGGAAACAUACACGUUUGGAUAUUAGAAAAUAUUUAGCCACUUACUUAACCUUUUCUAUGUCAUAGAGGAAACUUGAGAUUUUAGCUGUCGAGAGGUGGUCCAUGACCUAGGGCUGCUUCCCUAGAUGCUCUUAGAGUGCCAGAGGUCAAGAUACCUCGAUAUAGAUCUUAGCUUUUAUAUAGUACAUCAUUGCCUUCUUAAGGUGCAGGGUUUAUUUAUUAGGCGUGCCUUCAGACCUUAUAGCGAUCAGACUAUGCCUAAGAGGAAUGGGCUGAGUUAGGUGGAUUUCAGUGGAUUUAUAAUGACUGCCAACAUAAACAAGCUCAGAGUGUUGAGUAAAGGUGAGCUGUCUUGGGAGGAGGCCCUGGCGCUGGGCCGCAGACUGAGUCAUUGUCACGGAUGGGAGCUCAGGUGGCAUAUCCAAGGAGAGGAAUUAGUACAUUGGAAGGGAGCAUCACAACCAGACCGUUUCUGAUAAGACAAAUACGGCAUAAUUGAUGACGUUUUCUUUCUUUUUUUUAAAUUGCAUAAAUGAGACCUGAUUUAAUCGCAGAUAAUGUGAAAAAGUUCUCUAGGGGUUGAAAGUGUGACUAUAGCCGAACGCCUACCACUGUCUUAGAUCAGGUGAAUAUAGAGCCCAGAGCGGGGGAGGUGAUGGUGCCGUGGGGAGACACAGUUAGAGUCUAUCUCAUUCUUCAUAUGACAUUUUUAGAGGGAGUUUGAUAUGCCCGAGCGGGAGCAAAGGCGAGGAACCAGGAGGGCAGAGGGUUUGAAAAGUGUCAGGUGGUCGAAGGAGCUGAAGAAGCUUUAUUUAAUAAUGUUGAGAUGGAACAUACCAGCAGAUCCAUAAAGGCACAUAGACUUACCUACGGUGUCCCACACUGUGGGCAGCUGGAGAAGAGACGGCUUAGGAUGUAGGCAUGGGAUUAUUAUGUGUAGCCAUCAGCUGAGUUAUCGGACAGAAGAGGGUUCUGCAUCAUUUAGCUUUCCGGGGGCGGAAUGGGAACCACUGUGUGGGGUUCCAGGACUCACCUGGCGGGGGAGGCCUCACCGGAGGAUGUGCCUGGCUUGGACGAGGCCCGAGCUCUGAGGGAAGAGGGCCUUGAAGACGGGCUAGAUCACAGGUGCGAAGACACCCUGUGAUUCUGGUGGCGCUUUAGCCCGGCAACCUUCUAACUCAGAGAUUCGGGAUAGCCUUGCUGAGAGAUCCAUUACGCUGCUGUACUUCCCAGCUCCAGUCUCAUCCUAGACGUCAUCUUUAUUGUUGGUUAGCUACCGUAUGCAUGAGGAUGUGGGAGAAUUUGCUCUGCAGACAUCCUCAGCUACCCAAAUCUACUUCAAUUCGGAGUAGGGGAUAAUUAAUCGGUAUCUCUUUGGUUCCUGAGUGGAGCUAGUGAGAGGUGCCUGCUUGGGUAUUAUUUUGUUUGGGGGAGAUUGGGCAGCAUUAGUACCAACACAACAGCAUUCAUGUCAUUCUUAAUUAUUCUUUUCCUCUCAGACUCCAUUUUUCUGUGGUCUUAACGGGAUGAUUUGAUAUUCCUCUCCUCCUUUCCUCUCUCCCAACUCCCACCCCUUUUCCGUCUCGAGCCAUUUCUGUGUCGUUUCUUGUACUGUAAACAGAGAUGAAUCAUUUUCUCUACGGUUCAGUCGAAAUAAGUUCCUCUGUGUGUCCGUGUGUCCGUGGGUGUGUAAAUACAAUGUGUACACGUGCCUAUGCCUGAGCGAUUCAGCGUGGGGCUCACCAAGCGUGUGGUGCAGUACAAACAGUGCAGUGAAAAGGAUGUUUUUGCACAGAUCUGGAACGGCUUUUUUGUGCCUUACCGAUCUGAGGCACAGAAAUUCUAAAAAAGAAAAGAGAAAAAGCCGAGGAAGCAGCAAUGUAAAAGAAACCCUGUGCAUCAUCCCACCCCCCUCCCCGCCGUGGUUUCCGUGGUGUUGGGAGCUCAGGGGCACCUCACGGGGAGAACGAGCUCUUGACACAGUGACCUCAUUCCCCAUGCCGCCCUUCUCCUGGCAGAAGCUGUGCUGGCUCCCGGGCUGUCUCUGCUGCAAGGCGGCCGGCACUGCAUCGGGAAUGAUGCGACCCAGGCUUGCAAGGACUUGCCCGGCAACUGGAAUUUAUGACAGAUACCUCGCUGCAGCUAAACUUUGAUCCGGGAUACAUUCGAACCGCCUCUUACACACAGGAGGGAGACACGUCCUUCUCUGCAAUGAAAAGCCAGCCUUAAAAAAAAAAAAAGAGAGCGCAUGUGUCAGGUUUAUAAUUAUGAACUGGUGAGCGUAUGUUACCAGAUCCUUGUUAACGUGCCUGUGUGUGUUUUCUCCAAACAUCAGGAGGUAUUUGCCCUUUUCCCUGUUUUCAUGAUGAAAAGAUCUGAGUUGGUGCUCAAUACAUGGGAGGGGGCCUGGGCUCCUUGGAGAGGAGGAUGUGCCCCUGGCAGCCCCGGGCCUGGGGUGCAUUCCCAGCCCAGAGUCUCCGCAUUGAACAGACAAAGGAGCCCCUGCCGACAACCAGAGGCUGUAGCUUUUCUUGGAGUGAUGACUCAUUUCAGCUCACAAAGGAUUCUGGGCAGGGUAAUGAGAAGUCAGGUUAGCUGACCCGGCCCUAUGACUUCACUUUGCAGAGAACAAGGCAGUAGAGGAGUGACGCUGCAGAUGCCCAAGGCACCGCAGUGGGAUAUUGGCUCAGGACCGGUGGCCACGAUAGACGGGACUAUAGGUAUGGGACGGGAUGCCAGCUGUUCCAGGCAAAUAGGAGGAAAGAACGGAAAAGAGGAUUUUUUCCCUCUAAAAUCAUACCAGCAAAGUCCAUUCAUAAAGCUUUUUAAAGGUGCUUUCUGCCAGCUUUUGAACUGAACUUGUGUCAGCAUCUCCAGCCCUGAAUUGUCAGAAGAGCUGAGAGUUGGGGGACUCAUUUUUUUUUCCAAGUAGACGUAUCAAGGUAAAGUACCAGAUUCCUGUUGGGUUCCACGUGCCCUCAGUAGCCAACCUGAAAUGCUCAUUUAGGAUAUUAUGACUUGAAAGUUUACUCUUUCUUCUUAUUCCAGAUUCUAGGACGUCCGUUUCUGUUACUGGCUCUUUCUUGUGCCUGAAUGCUACCCCCUAGCAUGCACCAGGCUUUAGUGCCAAAGCUACCUGGGGGAUGGAGCCAGUCCAGAAAGGGUCAGGUGAUGUGUCACCAAUCAGUAUGUCUCCCAUCAGUCAAUCUCAGUUUAUCCCACUCGGGGAAAUCCUUUGCUUGGCCAUCUCCGCAAUGAACUCGGCAAGAAAACCUGUCACCCAAGAAGCACUGAUGGAGCACCUGACCACCUGUUUCCCAGGUGUUCCCACCCCAAGCCAAGAAAUUCUCCGGCAUACGCUGAACACGCUGGUCCGGGAGCGGAAGAUCUACCCGACUCCAGAUGGCUACUUCAUCGUAACCCCGCAGACCUAUUUCAUAACUCCUUCCCUCAUAAGAACUAACAGUAAAUGGUACCAUUUGGAUGAGAGGAUACCUGACAGGUCUCAGUGUACCUCUCCCCAGCCCGGGACCAUCACGCCCUCUGCCUCAGGCUGCGUCAGGGAAAGAACGUUGCCCAGGAACCACUGCGACUCUUGCCACUGCUGUAGGGAAGAUGUGCACGGCGUGCACACGGCCACCCUGCAGAGGAAGACCGCCAAGGACUGCAAAGACCCGUACUGCCCUCCUUCCCUCUGCCAGGUGCCACCCACUGAAAAGAGCAAAAAUACUGUCAACUUUUCGUAUAAGACGGAAACUCUCUCCAAACCUAAAGAUAGUGAAAAGCAGUCCAAAAAAUUCGGACUCAAGUUAUUCCGGCUCAGUUUUAAAAAAGACAAGACCAAACAGCUAGCCAAUUUUUCCGCCCAGUUUCCUCCCGAAGAGUGGCCCCUGCGAGAUGAGGACACGCCAACUACUAUCCCUCGGGAGGUGGAAAUGGAGAUCAUUAGGCGUAUUAACCCAGACUUGACCGUGGAAAAUGUCAUGAGGCACACUGCACUAAUGAAGAAACUUGAAGAAGAGAAAGCGCAUAGGAGUAAAGCCGGGUCCUCCGCCCAUCACAGCGGAAGAAGUAAAAAGAGUCGGACUCAUCGCAAGUCCCACGGAAAGUCUCGGUCGCACAGCAAGACGCGAGUGUCCAAAGGAGACCCGUCAGAUGGCUCCCAUCUGGACAUCCCGGGUGAAAGAGAGUAUGACUUUUGCGAUCCUCUUACCAGGGCUCCCCGGGAAGGCUGCUUCAUCAUCGAACACAAAGGUGAUAACUUCAUCAUGCAUAGCAAUGCGAACGUGAUUGAGUCUCAUUUCCCCAUGACUCCGGAAUGGGACGUGUCUGGGGAACUGGCCAAAAGGAGAACUGAGAUGCCUUUUCCUGAGCCUUCCCGGGGAAGCUCCCACUCAAAAGUGCACCGAAGCCACAGCCAUACCCAGGACCGAAGGUCCAGGAAUGAGAGAUCCAACAAGGCCAAGGAGAGGUCCAGAUCCAUGGAUAACUCCAAAGGUCCUCUGGGUGCUUCUUCUCUGGGGAUGCCUGAAGACCUGGCUGAAGGCUGUAGCCAAGACGACCAGACCCCCAGCCAAUCCUACAUUGACGACAGUACUUUAAGGCCUGCACAGACUGUCAGUCAUCAAAGGGCUCACAUUUCGUCCACAAGCUACAAAGAGGUGUGUAUUCCAGAAAUAGUCAGUGGCAGCAAGGAACCUCCCAGUGCUUGCAGCCUCUUGGAGCCAGGCAAACUGCCCGAGAGUUUGCCAUCCUUUGGUGAACUCAACUCUUGUCCAACAAAAACAGCUGCAGAUGACUAUUUCCAGUGUAACACCUCCAGCGAGACGGUGCUCACGGCGCCGUCACCUCUGGGAAAGAACAAAGAGGACCAUGACACUCUGACCCUGGCGGAAGGGGUGAAAAAGCUGCCUCUGUCUGACAGGCAGGCCCCACAUCCCUCCAGGGAGCCUGUAGGACACAAGGAGGAGUCGCCAAAGGGGCCGGGCGGGGGCCCAGCGGCUUCGGGCACUGUGGCCGAAGGGAUUGCCAAUGGACGCCUCAUCCAGCAUCACAGUGCCGAGCCCAGCAGCCUGGACAAGAGGAAAGAGAUAUUCAGCAAAGACACACUGUUCAAACCUCUUCACAGCACCUUGUCUGUAAACAGCUAUCACAAAUCAAGCCUGUCUGUCCUCAAAUCUCACCCGAAGACACCUGCGGACACACUGCCAGGCCGAUGUGAGAAACUGGAGCCGUCCCUAGGGACCUCGGCUGCACAAGCCAUGCCAGCUUCCCAGCGUCAGCAGGAGUCAGUGGGGAACCAGGAGGCCUCUUUUGACUAUUACAACGUCUCUGAUGAUGAUGAGUCUGAGGAAGGGGCAAACAAGAACACAGAGGAGGAGAAAAACAGAGACGAUGUGGGAACCAUGCAGUGGCUCCUGGAAAGGGAGAAGGAAAGAGACUUGCAGAGGAAAUUUGAGAAGAACCUCACCCUCCUUGCCCCAAAGGAGACCGACAGCAGCAGCAACCAGAGGGCCACCCAUUCGGCGCGUCUGGACAGCAUGGACAGCAGCAGUAUCACGGUGGACAGUGGAUUCAACUCCCCACGCACUCGGGAGAGCCUGGCUUCCAACACAUCAAGCAUUGUUGAAAGUAACCGUCGUCAGAACCCUACCUGGAGCCCGGCCCACGGUGGAGCUGGCCCGGCCUUCAAUUUCCGAACAAGUACGGACAGCCCCACAAAUGAAGCUGAGAAAUUACAGAAACCUUCCAGCUGCUUGCAAGCUUCUGUUACUAGCGUGUGAUAGUCAUUCUGCCUCAGAUCUCCUGUCUCAUUCGAUACAGCCAAGUUUACGGCACUGGGACUGUUGUUUACAUCUUCGGGAAGAUAAGCAUCUCAAUGGCAGUUUUUGUGUUGACUUAAACUGUGCUGCUAAGUAGGCUAGGGCAAAAAACAACAACAACAAAAUCUUUAUUUCAGAGUAUUGCUUUUCACAUGUAUGGCUCUGUAGCAACAAGAAUAGCAGUAGGGGUGAUAUGUAUACUUUUGCUUCACUAAUUGUAACUGAGCACACAUAGGAAAGUCUAGACACUGUCAGUGUAAUAUGCAUUUUCGAUGUCAUGCAGUUGCCAAGUCCAUUCUGAAAUGCCACAGAUGCGUGUUGCUCCCAGUCUGUGACCGAGUGGUACCACAGAACACUGAUCCUUGACACUUCCAAAAACAAAAAACAAAACAAAACAAAAACUAAGCCUCCACAAAAUGUCAAAUGCAAGGGUCUACCUUUAGGGAAAUCGAUGCCAACUGACUAAAGGGGACCCCAGCCCUUCGUGUGUGAAUCGUUUAGCCCCAGUCAUUUUGCACUGUGAGUUUUCGUGACAAGAUUUUGCAGGAGCCCAUGGAAGUGUGUCAGAAGGGGUCGUGAUCCAAAUACUGGGAGUGUUUGUUUUCAGGAUUUUAAGUGUCACGGAUGCUUGUCUGAUUUUUUUAACCUUCCAUAAUCACAAACAGGAAUAUAGGCCUUGGAAUCUGAAAUGGACAAAGGAAGGGUCUCCCAGCCUGGCUGGGGCACAGCACUAAGUGAUGGGAGAGGUAACGGGGACCUGUAGAGGUGUUCAUCAGAUACUGAAGGAAGAUCAUUUCCUCCUUGUGAUACUUGACGCUGAUGCUAUCUUACUAUAAUAGAUAUGAUAAUUUGUUUAAAAUCAAAAUGUUCUUUGUGAUACAAAUGAAGACUACAGCCUAGGGACGUUAUUCUUUCUAAUGGAAGGACAUAAAUCUAUUUUAUGUAGUUUUAAAUAGAAUGCCUAAAUUAGGCUGUGGGAGAUAAUUUUUAGUGGUUAUAGGAAAGAGCAAAUUUAGGGGGAGUUGAACUUCAGGCCUUUUAUUCCUGGGAAGAUAUCUAUAGAGAAAACUUUAAAAUACUUUUUGAUUAGAAAUAUACAUGUGCCCAUGUAAUUAACAACAGAAUGUGAUCAUUCUGCAAGUGUGGUGUCAUCCUAACUUGUACACCCCUAAAAUUUAUUAGAAUGAUAAUUAUGCAUACAUGAACUAUGCCAGAGUAAUGUUUACAGAUACUUCGUAACCCGUUCCAGGAGGCAUUUUUAGGUAGAUGUAUAGUUUUUAGCCCAACUUAUUUCAGAAUGGUUUGCUAACAUUUUGCUUUGGUUUACAAUAUGUCAUGUUGAAUACAAAGAGGUUCUCAGCAGCAAAGGGAUUACACAUAACCAAGAUUCAGCCUUCUAAGAAAGAGGCACCUCCAAGUUCCCGUGUCUUAUUUUAUGAGAACCACGGAAUAAAUCUAUAGAUAACGGAAAAUUAUCCACAAAAGGGUUACAUGUGACACAAGUAAAUGGUCUGACAGAAAGUUUUAUUUAGCUAAGUGGCAUGUGAUGUUUGGAGCCAUAUACCGUAAACUAUAUAUCCAAAAAUUUUCACCCCAGAUUUCAGCAAUUGGCAUAGAAUCUGUGAAACACUUCUGCUUCAGUAUUAGGUUGAAUCACUAGCCAUCUGUCUAAAGCAUGGAGUCAUAUACACAGUUGAACUGUUUCUUGAAACAUUUGGGUCCUUCCUCAUGCUUUUUCAGAUAUCUGGAAGUUGCAUUGGGUCAAACUGGACUCAUCAAGUUUAGCAUAGAUUCCUUUUUUUGUGCUUACAGUGAAACGUGAGCACGUUUCUUGGCAAACUCCCGCACCUUUAAGAUGCUUAAGUCAGUUGGCUUUCAGUCUCAUGCCUUAUUUCCUCCAAGGCAUGCCUUGAUUGCUCAGAAAUGCACUCUUCUCUCACUGCUUAAAUUUGUCUGGGAGGAAUGAUAAUGUAUCAGAUAGACUAUACAGAGUCUGCUUCCUUGGGGAGUUGUAUGCCACACAAUUACUAAAUUCUUCUAAAUUCUUUUUUUUCCCCGAAACCCUGCCCUCCAGCGUCUGUCAUACUAUCAGUUCAUAAAUAAUAGAACCAUUGAAACAAUACAUCAGCCUCUAGUUGAUCCUCCUAAAGUAGCCAUUAUAAUAAUCAAAUACUGUGUGAACAGGAAAGGAAAGCAUUACCUUUAAGAGAAGCUUUAAAAUAUGGAUUUAUCAAUAUUUCACAAGAAAUAGGUUUACAGAAGACAUUGGAAUAAAAUGUGUACCACGCUUUGCCUGAUGCUAUGAGGUACAUGAUUAAAAAAAAAAAAAAAAAAAACUCCCUUAGACCAGCAGCCAUUAGCAUAGAAAUGAUGGACUUCAAAGAGGAUAUGAUGUGAGCAGACGUUCCACGUAGAAAUAUGCCCGUCUGAAUCGAAUCGGGAUUCUUGAACGGGGGAGAAGCGGUGGCGGGAAGCACAUUACAAAUAUGACCCUAGAUGGUCUGCAGUGAUGUUCUCAGUGACCCACUCCAAGCUUUGCCAGCAUCCUUUUCCUCCAGGAAACGAUAGCUUUGUGGCCCAUGGCUGCUUAUCUAGACUUCACUUAGAGUUUAUCAACUGAAAGGUUUACAAAACUGAAUCUGGUUGAAUCUCUGUGUAGUGUUCAACUUUAAAGGGUCAACCCAUCUGUCGGCAUUUUGCACACGUAUGUAUUAUUAUGAUACAGCAUAUUACUUUAUGGUAAUUUUUAUUUUUACAUAUAACUACCUCCAUAAAUUUGAUGAAGCGGCAGCAGUGCGUUCAAGUGUAUUGUUUGGAAAAGCAAAGUUGAAAACUUUCUUAACCAUUAGGCCAUGGCGUUCUGUGUGUGUGUCAGUGAUUACGUGGACUUGUGACUGUUUCAUUGCCAUGGUUUUUCUCUGACGGCAUUAUUUCACUCUCAUCUGUAAACCUGUCUCUCUUCUUCCCCACAAAAGCACACUUGAAUUUGUUGUGAAUGAAAAAAGGAAGUUUAAAUUUCUUGUCUCCCCUGCCCCGGCUCCUGCCACCAGCCCCGGACCUCAUUCCUGCUACGAGUUCUCUCCGGCGAAGAGCCACUUGAUAAUCAUAAUUUAGCAAGCUAUUGACUCCUAUAAAAUCUGAUCUGAAUUCUAGGUUUUCGGUCACAAGACACACCAGAAAUUUGGACUGCCAACUUCGAAGCACUUUGGGCCUCACUACUUGCAUGCUACCAUAUCGAGCUCAGACUUCAUUUGAAUUAAAAGAGCUGUGCGUUGUAUCCACAACUUCUGUUCCAUAACUCGUAUUUCAUUUUAUAUAUUUUGCACAUCUCAGGGGAUCUUCAUAAGCAUAUGAAAAGGGGGAGGGGUCCAUCAAAAAAAGGAAACAAGAAGAGCAGAAAAAGGACUUAGCUGGAUAAAAUUAACAAAUGAAGGCUUCUCCAGUGUUGUGAAGUUCAAGUUCAGGAAGCAUCCAUUGAGAGUUAAUCUGGAGUCACAACAAUCUGAACACCAGCUGUUCCCCAGUCUCCCUUUUUCAUAACCCAACCAGCAUUUCUAAAAUAUAAAUUUAAAUUAUAUUGCAGUCACCAUGGGGAGAAAAAAAAACAA